Messenger RNA from Rangifer tarandus platyrhynchus (Svalbard reindeer), 1677 nucleotides. NCBI's taxonomy places the organism in Eukaryota, Metazoa, Chordata, Mammalia, Artiodactyla, Cervidae. The record is from the annotation of a GenBank genome assembly.
AUGGCUUCUGACCUAGAGAGCAGCCUCACCUCCAUAGACUGGCUUCCCCAGCUGACCCUCCGGGCCACCAUCGAGAAGCUGGGAAGUGCCUCCCAGGCUGGGCCUCCUGGUGGGAGCCGCAAAUGUCCACCAGGCUCCCCCACAGAUCCAAAUGCCACCCUGAGCAAAGAUGAGGCUGCCGUUCACCAGGAUGGCAAACCCCGGUACAGCUACGCCACCCUCAUCACCUAUGCCAUCAACUCCUCUCCAGCUAAGAAGAUGACCCUCAGUGAGAUUUACCGCUGGAUCUGUGACAACUUCCCCUAUUACAAGAAUGCAGGCAUUGGUUGGAAGAAUUCAAUUCGCCACAACCUUUCUCUCAACAAGUGUUUCCGGAAGGUGCCCAGACCACGGGAUGACCCUGGAAAGGGCUCUUAUUGGACAAUUGAUACCUGCCCUGACAUCUCCCGGAAGAGACGACACCCUCCAGAUGAUGAUCUGUCCCAGGAUUCGCCAGAACAGGAGGCCAGCAAGAGUCCACGGGGAGGGGUUCCAGGGAGUGGAGAAGCCUCACUGCCUCCUGAGGGGAAUCCUCAGAUGCCACUCCAGAGCCCCACAUCGAUUGCCAGCUACAGCCAGGGCACAGGGUCUGUGGACGGCGGAGCGGUGGCAACGGCGGGUCCAGGUCGAGAGAGCACCGAGGGGCCCCCUCCCCUCUACAAUACCAACCAUGACUUCAAAUUCUCCUACUCAGAGAUCAAUUUUCAGGAUCUAAGCUGGUCCUUCCGCAACCUCUACAAGUCCAUGCUGGAGAAGUCCUCCUCGUCUCAGCACGGCUUCUCGUCUCUCCUUGGGGACCUGCCGCCCUCCAACAACUACUACGUGUACCAGCAGCAGCAGCAGCAGCCGCCGCCGCCGCCGCCGCAGUCACAGCCGCAGGCACCCGCCCAGGGCACCUCUGCCGUCGGGGGUGCGCCGCCACUGCACACCCCCAGCCCCGACGGCUGUACCCCACCCGGGGGGAAGCCAGCGGGGUCCGAGGGCUACGGGCCGCCCCCGGUGAUGGCCAUGCACCCGCCCCCACUGCAGCACGGAGGCUACCACGCCCAUCAGCACCACCCCCAUUCCCACCCCGCCCAGCAGCCGCCGCCACAGCAGCAGGCACAAGGCCAGGCGCCCAUCAACAGCACUGGCUUUGCUUUUCCUCCAGACUGGUGCUCCAACAUCGAUUCCUUAAAGGAAAGCUUUAAGAUGGUGAACCGGCUCAACUGGUCCAGCAUUGAGCAGUCACAGUUCUCAGAGCUGAUGGAAAGCUUGCGGCAGGCAGAGCAGAAGAACUGGAGCCUGGACCAGCAUCACAUUGCCAAUCUGUGUGACUCCCUCAACCACUUCCUCACUCAGACUGGUCACGUGCUCCCCCAGGGGGGCUCCCACCGGCCACCCGCCCCCACCCGCAUCGCGGACUCCUGUGCCCUCACCAGUGGCAAGCAGGAGCCGGCCAUGAACCAAGUGAACUCUUACGUGCACCCUCAAGCCCCCCAUCUCUACCCUGGCCCAUCACCAAUGUACCCACUCCCCACCCAGGACUCAGCAGGAUACAGUCGCCCAGCACAUCACAUGGUCCCUCGGCCACCGGUCCCACCUCCUGGGGCCAGUGAGGAGAUCCCAGAUGACUUCGACUGGGACUUGAUUACCUAG